GACGCCCUUCUUCUAGCUACUUCCGCUUCUGUGUCAAGACAAGACUACACACUAAAUUCCUGCCCACAUCCUCUGGACUUGCCAAAACAUUAACACUUCUAAUUCAGCCAAGGUAGCUAAUUCGCCAAGUUUAGCAACACCAAAGGCAACUUAUCUCUCAAGUUGUGGUCAUCCUCUUGGUGUCUGGUGACUAAGAGGCUCACCUCCUCCGACUUACAUCUCCAGGUGUCAGUCUUCUGUAGUCAGACCAUCAUAAAUCAGCAUAAACCGGACUCUGGCACCAUCGCUGCUGACUUUGUGACACUGCAGAGGGUCCCUGUCCACAGCUUUCCUUUCAGAAGAGCUCUGUUGGGACACUACCAAAAGGAACAUGUGCUAGAAGCUGAACAUCUGUCCCAAACUGCUGGUUGGAUUUGACUGUAGAAGAUGAGCAAUGAGGAUGAGUUUUACGACGCCGUCACUGGCCUUGAUUCAGACGAGUCGUACGAGGGCGUGUCGGAGGCCAGUUUCAAAGAUGCGCAAGUGUUUGACUGCAGCAGUCAGAAAAACAAUGGCUCAGUACCACAAGAGAAUGGCGUCAAGAAACACAGGACAUCUUUACCUGUGCCCAUGUUUGCCAGAAAUACAGUCAGCGUCUGGAGUAUCCUAAAGAAAUGUAUCGGACUGGAACUGUCUAAGAUCACAAUGCCCAUUGUCUUCAACGAGCCUCUGAGCUUCCUGCAGAGAAUCACCGAAUACAUGGAACACACUUACCUCAUCAGCAGAGCCUGCGCACUGUCCGACUCCAUAGAGCGCAUGCAGGCAGUAGCUGCUUUUGCCGUGUCAGCAGUUGCUUCUCAGUGGGACAGAACCGGAAAACCCUUCAACCCUCUGCUUGGAGAGACUUAUGAACUGAUUAGAGAGGAACAGGGUUUCCGGCUGGUGUCGGAGCAGGUAUCCCAUCAUCCUCCUGUCAGUGCCUUCCACGCAGAGAGCCUUUCCGGGGACUUUGCCUUUCACGGCUCCAUCUACCCUAAACUCAAGUUUUGGGGCAAGAGUGUUGAGGCAGAGCCUAAAGGAACCAUCACACUAGAGCUACUCAAACACAAUGAAGCGUACACAUGGAGCAACCCAUACUGCUGCGUCCACAACAUCAUCCUGGGCAAACUUUGGAUAGAGCAGUAUGGCACAGUGGAAAUAAUCAACCACAGCACUGGAGAAAAGUGUGUGUUAAAUUUUAAGCCAUGUGGGAUGUUUGGCAAAGAGCUGCACAAAGUAGAAGGAUACAUCCAAGACAAGAGUAAGAAGAAGCUCCGUGUUAUCUAUGGGAAAUGGACAGAGUGCAUGUGGAGUGUCGACCCUCAAACCUAUGAGGCUCACAAGAAAUUGGAAAAGAGAGGAGACAACAAGAAGCAAAAAAAUGACGACCAUGAAGGAGCAGACAACGAAGAUGCAGAUGACAUGCCUGAAGUCCAAGAAACGGUGUGUGUUGUACCGGGAAGCACUUUGUUGUGGAGGAUAGACUCCCGACCAGCACACUCUGCUAAGAUGUACAACUUCACAAACUUUGCCAUGUCUCUAAAUGAGCUGGAUCCUGGUAUGGAGGCCAUGUUGCCCCACACCGACUGUCGCUUCAGGCCUGACAUCAGAGCCAUGGAGAAUGGCGACAUGGAUGAGGCCAGCAGGGAGAAGGAGAGACUGGAGGUGAAGCAGAGAACUGCCAGAAAGGAUAGAGCCAAGCAUGAUGAGGGGUGGUCAACUAGGUGGUUCCAGAUGACCGCCAACCCCUACACCGGCUCCCAGGACUGGAUCUACACUGGAGGCUACUUCAACAGGAACUACCAGGGUCUGCCAGAUAUCUACUGAGGGACUUUACGCUUCAUCUCUUCCUCAUCCUCAUCUAUACCCUGACACAGUGUAAAGAGGAAUAAUAAGAACCCAUGCCCCUUUUGCUCCCAUAUUCAUCUCAGAGCCUUAAUCAUCAUCCUAAACUCACUGACCCACCCAGCACAUAUUGGAAAGACUUAAAAGGCCAAAGCCCACAAACCAUCUCGGUGGAUUUUACCUCCAAACUACCAGCAAGCAUCUCGCAACUCUCUGACCAAGCACUAUAUAGAGCACAAAAUCAUAUUUUUUUCCAGUCAAUCCCAGUGACAGAGAGCUGAUAAUGCCCACAGACACACAGGUCCAGUUUGAAUGUCCAAGAUAUUUGUAAUCAAACUCCUCUCUGAAGAACUUCUGGCAUACCUCUGGGCUCAUGCAUUAUAAAUAUGAGUGAAAAUGAACUGAGACUGAACUCGUCACAAUGGUGGUUUGAUGUACAUGCACAGAAGGUGAAACCCAGUCAACGAGGAAAUCAGGGAUGUGAAUGUUCCUUUGACUGAAAAUGGAUUUUGAGGACGUUUUUUUUUUUUCUUGUUUUGGAACUUCCUUAAAACUCAAAAACCUAAAGAUAAACACAGGUGACAGGUCACUCUUUAAAGAACAAAUGUAUAUGUUUGCUUAAACUGGUCUGGACAAAUUGAAUGCAGGCAUGCGCUGAUUCAUAUUGCCAGGUCAUGGCCCUAAAACAUACUAAUAUUUGUUGUUAUUGUUUUAAUAACAUUCAUAAGACAAAUUAUGUGUCGGGGUAAAUCAAAAGAACUUCGAAUGAAAAUUUCAUUGGGUAGAAGAGCAGAAUGCCACACGUUGUCUUACCGUUUAACCUGGUACUUCAGUUUAGAGGUCUGAAAGUAAAACGUUUUGUGACCCUCAUCUAAAAACCGAGUGAGGGUCAUCACAUAGGCAAGAUAUUUGAAUAGGCUUCAUAUGAGCAAAAUAUCCUGACUUCUUUUGAAGAAAACUUCAGCAUUAGGCACAGACGGAGUUAAGAAUGAAAGUGAAAGAAAAGAUUACAGUGAUAUGGCAUACAUGCUGAGCAUGUGAAUGAGUGUGUAAAUAUGUACACUUAACGAUAAACACUUACAGACACACUAAUCACAGGAGAUUGUUUUUUGUGUUAAUGAAUGUGGGGAAAAAGUUAACCUAAAAACUAUAUUAUUGUUCACCUCAUCAGCAUUGCUGAAAACGGAGGGAAAGACAUGUCCUUGUAAUAUAAUGUAACAUACAGCUGUAGACAUUGGAGCGUGGGGGUUGGGUCCGUGGACAGGGCUGCUGAGGUCCAGGGGCUCUCGUCUAAAAAAGAAAAACUUAAAAAGAAAAAUCACAUUAAGGGAAAAAACUCACCAACAGGCAACUUUGGAGAUGUAUCAUAGCAACACACAAGACGGUCACAACGAUUGUAGUCUUUCUUUUUUUGGUCCGCAUCCAGCUACUGUAUACAAGUAUGUGCCUUGGGGUUCAUGUGCUAGAUCAUCGCCUUGUUAUUCUCACAGUCCACCUUAAUAAAAAAAGAAGAGAAAAGCAUCCUGAUGAAUGCUCACACAAACUGAUUGUUCAGAGCUUCCAGCUGAUGAGCAGGUCUGAAACUCAAAACAAAGACCAGUAACACUAGGACACCCAUGCUGCAUGACUUUGCCUCUGCAGAUGUUUGAAUCAUGCUGAGAUUGAGAGAUUGACAAAAAACGAAGAAAAAAGGACCCAAUGCUGCACCGAUCAAAUGUGGAUUUCAUUCUUUUUUUUCCCGUUCAGUUUCGGAGACGAACACCUAAAAGUGAUGGUAAAAGUGUAAAUGUGUGAGAUGAAAAGAUCAGCCGGGCAGUGGGAUGCUAUUAUAUUAAUGGUCAAAAACAUUCCUUUUCAUUCCACAACAUGAAGGCUCAAACCUAUGUAAAAUCAACCUGUCAACAGAACUGCUCACUUUCUUUUUAAUGUGGUCGAAUUCAAAGUCAGAUCUGACCUGUUUGGUCUGGUGAUAUCGGAGGUUUUGACACCAAACAUUUACUGCAGAUGUGAAAAAGUCAUAGUAAAAAAUGAGGGGGAAAAUCCGAACCUGGAGGUCUGGAUUUGCUCUUGGACUUGUCCUGCAUCAGACUGAUGGAAAUACCCUGAUUUCCUUUUUUUUUCUUUUUCUUU
This is a messenger RNA of Menidia menidia (Atlantic silverside), 3993 nucleotides long. Lineage: Eukaryota; Metazoa; Chordata; Actinopteri; Atheriniformes; Atherinopsidae. The record is from the annotation of a GenBank genome assembly.